UCUUCUUCUUCUUCCUCUGAACACAUGGACAGGUAGGACAGGUUUGAGUCCCAGCAGCUCCUGUUUCUGAUCAGGACAUGUUUUUAUUGUGUGUUUUCUCUGAGAGAGUUGGAGGUUAAACAUUUAAACAACAGUCAGACAUUAUAACAAAGAGAGGACAUUUUGUUAAAGUGAGGACAUUAUAACAAAGAGAGGACAUUUUGUUAAAGUGAGGACAUUAUAACAAAGAGAGGACAUUUUGUUAAAGUGAGGACAUUAUAACAAAGAGAGGACAUUUUGUUAAAGUGAGGACAUUAUAACAAAGAGUGGACAUUUGAUUAAACAGAGGAGAUUUUAAUAAAGUGAGGACAUUGGUUUUAGGUUCAGCGUAAGUGAAUGUAUUAUAACAGUGAGUGUCCUCACAAAUAUAGAUGUACAAAUAUGGGUGUGUGUGUGUGUGUGUGUGUGUGUGUGUGUCUCACAGUUCAGUAAAUAUCCUCUGUAACAGUUUUUUCCUGUUUAACAUCAGUGAGUCAGAGUAAAUGUACAAACAUAAUGGCAACUGACUGUAGACAGGAUGCAUAUAAAUAUAUAUACUGUGAUGGAUAAAUAUGUACAGUGAUGGGUGACAGCUUCUAAACAUUAGUAAUAAAUAUAUAUACUGAGAUGUAAACAGAUUCGAAACAGUAAGAAACCAGGUAACCAGGCCGGUGCAGCAGAACAUGUAUCUACAGUAUGGCAGUAGCAUAAAGUAGAAUAGUUUAAAGUGACAAUAAAGGGACAUCCGUGUACCAGAGCGGUGCGAGCUCGAGAGCUCAAGGGUUCAGCAGUCUGCAGCAUGAAGCCGUCCCUGGGCCUGGUGGUGCGGGACAGGAUGCUGCGGUAUGCGGUUUGUGGCUGGGCUGAUUGGGGUCUGUAAGGAUCCUGUUGGCCUUCUUCCUGCACCGCUCGGUGUAGAGGUCCUCCAUGGAUGGCAGCUCCGUCCUGGUGAUGUGCUGAGCUGUUCUCACCACCCUCUGUUGAGCCUUACAGGCAGUGAUGCAGCCAGUCAGGAGACUCUGCACCUGCAGAGUCCAUGUUGAGCCUCCUCAGCCUGCGGAGGAAGAAGAGCUGUUGUCUUGCUGUUUUUGUGAUGGUGUCAGUGUGGUCUGCGGGCAUUCAGGCUGACGAUGAUCUGUAACGUCACCACUCUAAAGGAGAAGCAGCUGAAGGAGAUCCAGGCUCCGACCACCAACCUGUACCUGCCGAUCCUCUACCUGCUGGCCUUCAGUGUGGGUCUGCCCUCCAACCUGCUGGCUCUCUGGGUCCUGCUGUUCAGGACCAAAACCCUGCCUUCCACCACGCUGCUCAUCAACCUCACUGUCGCAGACUGCCUGCUGCUGCUGGCGCUGCCGUUCCGCAUCGUGUACCACUUCAGAGGAAACCACUGGGAGCUGGGCGAGCCCUUCUGCCGCGUCAUCAUGGCGAUGUUUUACGGCAACAUAUAUGGGUCUGUACUGUGUCUGGCGCUGGUGGCGCUUGACCGAUACAUCGCUUUGGUACACCCGUUUGGCGCCAAGACACUGCGCAGUCAGCGUACAUCUUUGUACAUGACGGUGGCGGUGUGGAUGGUGGUUCUGGCCGCCAUGCUGCCGCUGCUGGUGUCACAACAGACCUACGUGCUGGACAAGCUGAACAUCACCACCUGCCACGACGCGCUGCCCGAGAAGCUGCAGGAGAACUUCUUCUUGCCGUACUUCGUCACCUUGUUCACUUUCUGCUUCCUGCUGCCCUUCCUGGUCGUGCUUUUCUGCCACGGCGCCGUGCUGCGCACCCUGCUGGCCGAGGGGAAGCGCUACAGUCACGCCAUCCGGGUGACAGUGCUGGUGCUGCUCGUGUUCAUCGUGUGUCUGCUGCCCAGCAACAUCCUCCUCCUCCUCACCUACGCAGACAGAUCGCUGGACGGAGACGGCGAGGACUUCUAUGUCCCCUACAUGGUUAGCUUAGCGGUUAGCACCUUCAACAGCUGCAUCGACCCCUUCAUCUUCUACUACGUGUCGGUGGAGUUCAGGGAGAAGGCCAGGAGUGCUCUGUGUUGCCGCUGCGACUCAGAGGACAAACCGUCUUCUCUGGGGAACAACGUGUCAUACUCUUCAUCAUCGGGUCUGAGGUCAAAGGUGACCCUGCUGUCCAAGUCCAGUCAGUGACUGAGACGGAGUGAGGAGGACAAACUGAUGGUCACAUGAUCAUUGUCAUCAUCCCAGCUCACUCAAACAUUGAUGAUAUUUAACUGAUUUAAUGUUGCACUGCUCCGUGUUGAUAUGAGAGCAGAAUUGAUCCCUGAUGACUUGAUUGAUUGUAUAUUCUGAUAAAAAUCAUCUCCUGUCAGAAACCUCAUGAUUAUUACUUUAUUUUCAGAAUCAAGACGCUUCAGCUCCCAUCCGGAAGUCAUUCUCAAUUGUGAAAAAAAAUUGGACGGGAACUCAGAAAUUUAAGCUACUCUGAGUUACAUAAGCCCCGCCC
Messenger RNA from Siniperca chuatsi (mandarin fish), 2481 nucleotides. RefSeq names its product proteinase-activated receptor 4. The transcript has 2 exons. The coding region runs from base 1149 to 2165 and encodes 338 amino acids. NCBI's taxonomy places the organism in Eukaryota, Metazoa, Chordata, Actinopteri, Centrarchiformes, Sinipercidae. Gene Ontology annotation, biological process: phospholipase C-activating G protein-coupled receptor signaling pathway; blood coagulation; thrombin-activated receptor signaling pathway. The record is from RefSeq and is a predicted model, not a curated record. Gene Ontology annotation, molecular function: thrombin-activated receptor activity. Gene Ontology annotation, cellular component: membrane.